GGCGGGGAGCACCGCCUCAAAGGGUGCAACCUUGAUUUCCCAGAGGACGAGUCUGUCUCAACAUCUACGUCAUUCCGCAGCCUCUGCUGCCGCCAUCUUUGUUGGGGCUGACAACCUGCAAGCCAAGAAGUACGAGAAGAGCCAGGCGCGGGUGGCUCACGCCUGUAAUCCCAGCACUUUGGGAGGCCGACACGGGUGGAUCACCUGAGGUCAGGAGUUCGAGACCAGCCUGACCAACGUGGUGAACCCGUCUCUACUAAAUACAAAAUAUUAGCCGGGCGUGGUGGCGCGUGCCUGUAGUCUCAGCUACUCGGGAGGCUGAGGCAGGAGAAUCGCUUGGACCCGGGAGGCGGAGGUUGCAGUGAGCCGAGAUUGCGCCUCUGCACUCCAGCUUGGGCGACAAGAGCUAAAACUCUGUCUCCAAAAAAAAAAAAAAAAAAGUACUAGGAAAAAGUCGCAGUAUCGCCAGAGCCAGGAAUACAGACAGAGCGAGCUGAGAGGGAGCGCGCGCACGAGCGAGGAGAGCGAGAGCGCGCGCGCCGAUGACGUCACUCUCGGCGUCUCCGCCAUCUUGGCUGUAGACAGAGGCGGCAACUCGGGCAGUGCGGCCGAGAUGCAUCCAGAGCAUUUGUGACCGGGGACUAUUCUGAAGCAGGCCUUGUGGAUGAUAUAUCUGAUUUGUCAUCUUCUGAGAUGCUGACACUUCAACAUUGGCUUUCAUUCUAUGAGAAGAAUUACGUAUGUGUUGGAAGGGUGAUAGGACGCUUCUACGGAGAGGAUGGGCUGCCUACCCCGGCACUGACCCAGGUGGAAGCCACGAUCACCAGAGGCUUGGAGGCAAACAAACUAGAGCUGCAAGAGAAGCAGACGUUCCCGCCGUGCAACGCGGAGUGGAGCUCAGCCAGGGGCAGUCGGCUCUGGUGCUCCCAGAAGAGUGGAGGCGUGAGCAGAGACUGGAUCGGUGUCCCCAGGAAGCUAUAUAAGCCAGGUGCUAAGGAGCCCCGCUGCGUGUGUGUGAGAACCACUGGCCCCCCUAGUGACCAGAUGCCGGACAACCCACCACACAGAAAUCGUGGGGACCUGGAUCACCCAAACUUGGCGGAGUACACAGGCUGCCCACCUCUGGCCAUCACAUGCUCCUUCCCACUCUAGCUGUAGCCUUUUCUGUUGAUAACACACAGAGAGCUCUGCCGAGAACCUGAGUAGGCCCUUGACACUUGUGUGCCCUGGGAUGCCCCCUGGCACAAAUCAGGAGGGUCUGGAAGGACUCUGGCUAUAUUCUGCAAAUGUGGCUCAUGCCCCUCACUGUGGCUCAGCGUUGUGGUGCCUGAGGGACAGCCGGCCACCUGCCCAGUACUGGUCAGCGUUUCACCACUAUUCCCCUUGACCUACUGGCCAUCUUCCUCAGAGCCCUCAGAUACCAGUGGGCGCAAAUAUGACCAACUCCAUUUCCACUUGAAUUUACAACCAAAAGCCUGCUGGGUUGGUUACAGCUGGGCCAGCACAGUAAGAGGCAAUAACAAAUUAGCAUGGGUUGAUUCUGGACUUGGAAAAGCUUUUGCUUGUAUGGAUACGGCAAAUCCAGAUGUCUCUGAACAAAGCAACAAUUUAAAGCAACGACAUUUUCUCUCCUUUAAACACUUAAAAUCAGGUGUGGUGUGUUUUCAAAGGCAGAAGUCUGCAUUUUGAGCAAAAGGUGGUUUCCCAGCUCUUACAAGGUAACUGGUUAGCAUGACAUUAAAGUUUGGGCAGGGCUGCAAACGUAA
Macaca mulatta (Rhesus monkey) is the source of this 1766-nucleotide messenger RNA. Lineage: Eukaryota; Metazoa; Chordata; Mammalia; Primates; Cercopithecidae. The record is from RefSeq and is a predicted model, not a curated record.